AACAAAAGCGUUUGGUAAAAUCGAUUUAAAAGCGAAUCCGGAAGUAGAUGGCCGACAAAUAAUAAUUUAGAAAUGUCAUUUCAGAGAAUUCGUUUUUUAUUCGCUUGUUAGCUACUUGCAAACAAAUAUGUCGGAGGCAGACGAUUUUGGACCAAUGCAAUCGGCAGAUGAAGUGUCAGUGCUGAGAGCAAGAAUAGAGCAGUUAGAGUUGCGUGAACAGCAAUUUAUUAAGCAACAGCAAACAAAUGAAGUUGAAUUUGGACAGAAAAGGGCCCGUUUUAGGGAAUUGUUCCUGCAGAAAGAAGCGGAGUUGAAGACCGUGUCUGACAAGUGCUACGGCUUAGAGGGAGCUCUGCAGGAGACACGGGGGGAGCUGGAGGAUCUCAAGGCAGCUGUAGCGGUCUCCGAGGCAAACAAGGAGGAGGAGAUCUCUAAGAUACGACGCCACUGUCAACAAGAGGUCCAAUCCAUGCAGGCGCUUCUCAGGGAGGCUGCUGAGGAGGCAUCCAGUUCUACAGCAGCCCAGUACGAGACGGAGCGGGCCAAGUUGAAGGAGCUCAAUGAGAACUACGAGGAGGAGAUCCAGUCCAUUCGCAGCAAACUCUCGCAGGAACGACAGCUAGACAAGGGCGGGAAGGGAUUUCUCUCAUCUGUAGCCGACAUCGUAUCAAGAGGGACUUCUUCCCUUAACCAAUUACACAGCGAGAGUGAAAAUCUUGAAGAAGACAUGAAAAAGGCACAGCAAGAUGCCGAAAUGCUGAAGUCUGUUGUUGUACCGCUUGAAAGAGAGAUAGAAAGUCUCAAGCAGAAAUUAAAGCAACGUGCGGAUGAUGUGAAGAUGCUGGAGAGGCAGAAAAUACAGUUGCAGGAACGUGUGGUUGCUAUGGAAGCAGGGUCAACAGGGGCUGAUCCCACCAGCCCCGUAAAAACCACCUCUCUACCAUCCCUUGAUGAUGUCAUAGACCCGGAAGAAAAGAUAGAGAAGCUGAUAAAAUACCUGAAGGCUGAGAAGGCGUCCCGUACAGAUCUAGAGAUGUUUGUAGCCGUCAUCAACACUCAGAAGGCUACCAUGCAGGAUGAGAAUGACAAACUCAGGAACGAACUCAAUGAAGUUUGCAGCAUUCUGGACGAGGAGAAGCGAGCUCAUGGCCAGCUGAAGGAGACCUGGCAGAUGGCCAAUGACCAGUUCCUGGAGUCUCAGCGCCUUAUGAUGAUGGACAUGAGACGCAUGGAGAGCCUAUUGUCAGCCGAACAACAGAGGCUGCUGGCAGAGCAACAAAAGAAGGAUCUAGAACGCGAGGCCCAGAAGAGGAGGGUGAAGGAGCUAGAGGACUUGAGGUUUAAACAGGAACAGGAGGUCAGCCUCACUGCAGCACAGCAGGCCAGCAUAGAUGCUGUAAAAAUGGUGGAUGAAGCCACUAAGAAACUGAAAGACCCAAAGUUGGUUGUGAUUUCCAAAGACAAAAGCAUGUCGAACACAUCUCUAAACUCAAAUGCCUCUCUGGAUUCUCUCCAGUUUGAUUAUAGUGUAACGGACACCUCAUUGAAGAAAUCUCAUUCAAACUUGGACAUAAACUUGUUGUCUGACCAGGAUUAUUUUGAUAGUUCUUUGCACGAAACUAAGUCUUUGACUGAAAUGGAUAAUUUAACUGUGCGUAUAAGUCCUGAAAAAGUGAUACAGGUGCCACUUCUCAAUGAGGCGCAAAUGAGGGCCAUAACAGACCCUACACCAGACAGUGAGGUGAGGAACCGUCUCCUGGCAACCGCUAAGUCAAAAACCAACACAAUCUCAUUAGAGGGCAGACGUCUAGUCAGUGAUAAGGAGUGGGCGCUGGUACAGGAAGAGCUGCGUACAGCGCGAGAGAAGCUAGGCCGUCCCUGUGAUAUGUGCAAUAACUAUGAGGCACAGCUGCAGUUGGUGCAAGACAAUAGUCGCAAAGAGCAGGCAAGCUACCGUGCCCUGGAGCGCGAGUCGAAGGCAGAGAAACAGACGAUAGACAGUCAGAAGAAGUACAUCUGUGAGCUGGAGGAGAGUCUCAGGAAAGCUGCCAGCGAAUCAAGUGAAGAGGUUUCUGCAGUUUUGACCAAGACCAAAGAGUGUGAAAAAUACAUACAGGAGUUAAAGCAACAAACCAACUCAACACAGCUGGAGUUACAGGAUUCACUGAGAGAUCUGACAAAGGAGAGGGAGGGACUGCAGAAGGAGCUGACCCGUCUACAGGAGGAGAACGACUCACUGCAGGCCAAACACUCGAAGCAUGCAGGGCAGUUACAGAAUGAGGAUAUAAACCUGCCUAACAACCUAGAUGACAUGCAGCUACUGUUGCUGCGUUACCGAGAAGAGAUCAUAGCUGCGAAGGUUGCCAAGGAGCAUCUGGAGGAAACACUGAGGAGUGAGCUGAUGUUCCUCAAGGACCAGGUGAUCUCAGAGCAGCAGGAGAAGGCAACUGUGGAGGAGACUCUCACCCAAGAGAUCAGUGGGCUACAGGAGAAACUGGCAUUCCAGGACAGUGUCCGCUCAGAGCUGGAGCGUGAGACGUCAGUACGCAAGGAGGUGGAGUCGCGACUGCGGGAUCUGGAGCUUCAGGUGACAUCCAAGAAUGCUACGGACAGGCAGAAGAUAGAGAGACUAGAGAAUGAUCUAAAGGAAAACCAAAACACAAAGAGUCGUCUGGAGAAUGAUGUAUACUCACUGCGUCAAAAGAUCUCCUCCUUGCAGACGGACCUUGACAACAGUGAGGCCGUACAAAGAGACUUUGUGAAGCUCUCACAGUCACUUCAGAUCCAGUUGGAGCAGAUCCGACAGGCGGAGAACGAGGUGCGCUGGCAGAACGAGGAGGACAUUGAUGACUGCUCAGCCUGCAAGCAGCAGUUCACAGUCACCAAGAGAAAGCAUCAUUGCAGACACUGUGGAAGAAUAUUUUGUUCAGACUGUAUAACAAAGACAGUGAAGAGUGGUCCAAAUCUACGUCCAGCAAGAGUAUGUGAUGUGUGUCACACUAUUCUUGUUAAAGAUGCAACGCCAUAUUUUUCUACUGAGCCGCCAAAUUUACAUAGAUGAGAAAAGUUGUGUGUGUCAUAUUGGAAAUUAGAUACAAGUUGUGACAUGUGUCUUCAAAUUCAAGUUGUUGCUUUUUGAUACAAGAAUUUGUUUGUACAAACAAGAUCAUGAUUAUUAUAUAUAAGAGAUGACUAGUUAUAUUAUAAACAUAUAAUACAUAUAAAGGUUUUAAUCAGAACACAUUUAUUGCCUGGUAUAUUCUUAAUUUGGUUGAUGACCUAAAAGCAGAAUAUUACCUUGUUAUGUAUUCUGUUAAAUUACAAUAUUGUAGUGAUUGAAAACACAUAAAAGAAGAGGUAACUUUGUAAGUCACAUUAUGAUGUUCAUCCAAAACUCAACCUUUUGAAAAGAUCCCAACGAACCCAAAACUGUGUCUGAAAUAAAGCCAUCACUACUCUGCACUGCAAUAUUCAUAUUGGUAAACAAGCAGCUCUAGCAAAGAUGAGAUCUGUGUAGUUUUUAAAAUGCACGUUUAAUGUAUGAUAAAGAUAGAAUGAAAAUUGUAUUUAUAUAGGAGACUUCUCUUGUAUUUGUUCAGUUUAUGAAACCUUAACAAUUGAUACUGCACUUUCAUGGAAUCUUGACAAAAAAUGGCAAGUGUGUGUGAGACCAUUUAAUUUGGACCCUUUUAAUAAUGUUCAAGGUUGGACAUUUAUUGCUCGUCCAUUUUACUGCAGAAAAAAAGAUUGUGACAUUCAAGUUUUUUUUUUUUUGUGUCAAAACUAAUCAUGGUAAUCAUGGUAAAUACUUAACACUUAAUUUGUGUAUAUGUAAUGAUGUGAAAAUACUUUACACUUAAUUUGUGUAUAUGUAAUGAUGUGAAAAUACUUUACACUUAAUUUGUGUAUAUGUAAUGAUGUGAAAAUACUUUACACUUAAUUUGUGUAUAUGUAAUGAUGUGAAAAUACUUUCAACUUAAUUUGUGUAUAUGUAAUAAUGUGAAAAUAUUCUAAUGAGUUAUCUUUAAAGGCAUGGACAUUUAAAUGUUGUUUUCGUGAAGGACCUUUUGAUUCUUAUUCUUUAGAUGCUUGUUAUGUUUGGCAGUAACAUGUACAUUUAAAAUCCUCAUGUUGAAGUUUCUUUCAUGUGUAUAUUGUCCUGUCACAGCUGUUGUAAUUUUGUUUUUAGGGAUGUGUUAAUAAAUGUGUGUAUUUUGCUCAAUUAAUACUGCUUAAUCAUUUCAAUUGGCGUAGAAAAGCAUUCAGAUUAAAUUAAUCUGGAUUGAGAUCAUAUUUAUGGGAAACUAAUACAGCCCUUUACUACUUUUGUAUUACAUGCACAAUGUAGUUGUUUAUUAGGUAGCCUACCUAUUAGGAAGAGUGGUUGAUGUUCAGAAUCUCUGUAUGAGCUGUGAUCUGUGAAAAGGGGGUUUAAUGCAUGUGUGUCAAGUGUCAUCCCAGAUAAGCAUGUGUAGUCUGCACAGGUUAAUAAGGGACGACACUUUUCUUAGCAAAAAUCCAGUUAAUGCGGAAAGUGUUGUACCUGAUUAGCCUUUGCAGAUUGCACAGGCUUAUCUGGGAAGACACUACGCACAUGCAUUAAACCCCCUUUUCACAAGGCGAGGCUCAUAUAAAAUGUACAAGAGUCUUAAAGUGCUGUAGUUCGGUUCAUUCUAGCUGUAUUUCGUGUUCAGGUGUGUGAAUAGAUUUUGCAUUCUGCACCGAAAACCUACAAUAAGGACUCUUCUGAUUGUAUUAAAUUUAGAAUAUUUGUAACAAGGUGGUGUGGAUAGUUAAAGCUUGAUAAUUAAUAUCAAUUUAUAGUGUGAAUUAUUAAAAUGAUAUAUCAAUGUUUACAGUAUAUUUGUAUUUAUGCUAAUUUAUAAAAUAACAUUUUGAACUAUUGAAGACUCAAUAGAUUAGAGAUAUUCAUUUUUUAACCAAUAUGGGAUUUAAACAUAUUUAUCAAAAUAAUGUACCAAUAUUAAUGCUGAAUUGUGUGGUUUAAUGUUUUACAUAUGGCCAUGUGCUGUGGGUAUUGUCUAUAUUUUGUGACACACUUAACUUUCCAGUAUGUUUAUUGUCCCCUACCGGUUUUACCAGAGGGGACUUAUGGUUUGCGCUCUGUGCGUCUGUCUGUGAGUCUGUCUGUCUGUCACACUUUUCUGGAUCCUGCAAUAACUUUAAAAGUUCUUCAUUAGUUUCAUGAAACUUGAAACAUGGAUAGAUGGCAAUAUGGACAUUAUGCAUGUCAUUUCAUUUUGUUUCUUUGUCAAAAAUUCUUGUUGCUAUGGCAACAAAUAACAUAUAAAAUAAGAAUUCUGACAAUGGUAGAGCGGGUAGAGGACAUACAUUGCUUGGCAAUAGUCUUGUUGUUGUUUAUUUUUCAUAUUUAAAAAUCAUUAAAAACUUAAUAAAAAAAGACUUCAAGUUUUUAAGGAAUUCCUUAAACUAUUGAAUAUUGAAUUGUUGUAAAAACUUGGAUUACUUGGUUUGAAUAACCAAAAGCUGUGUAUAUGAACACACAAUGCAUAUAAGUUCUAUUCAGAUUAUUCAGAGAUGGGAAGUGGCAAUAUUUGAACAGUUAGGCAGUUAAAAUUCUGUGUAUUUAAUCUAAAUAGGGUGCAAGUGAUAAUGUAACUAUAAGAUUGAUUGUAUAGGAAUAUAGCAUAGAAUAUUUAUGAAAAUCAGUAGCCCAUUGUAUAAUUGCAGAGUGAAGCUAGAAAAUGUUUGUAGAUGUGUUUUUGAUGGUCAUGUCAGAUAUGUUUGUUUUGCCUUUUAAUGUUCUUUGUUAGCUACAUGCUGUUUGUACUUGACUAGUUCAUUGACCAAAAAGCAUAAAAUUGUAUGAUAAGAUACUAAAUUAUCUAUGUUAAAGGGUUAAAACACAGCAAAAACUCCUUUGGGUAUUCUCAAGUAUGAUGGUAAUAUACUCUCAUUUCCAUGCAAUUUUUAGGGUUUAAGAAAACUCAAAAAUGCGCUCAGCAUAAUAUAUUUAUUAAAUUGUAAAUUAAUUACUACAUGUCUAAAAAUGUUUUUUUUAAUUGUUAGAUACAUAUUUUCAGGUCAUGAUUAAGCCAUCCACCAAAACUCACUUUAGAUUGUGAACAUAAUUAUGUGUCUUAAAUUAAUAGGUUGUAUUCAAUUUUCAUGUGCAUUUUAAAUUAUAUACACAUUUUCUUAUUUUAAUAUCAUGUGUUGACUUUGUAUUUGAACACAAAGUUUAAAAGUAGACCAUAAAUGACACAAAAUACAUGUAACUAUGCUAUAUGUACUGUAACCCUUGUAUAUUGUUUAUUUCUAACACUCCAUCAGCCCACUUGAGUGUUGUAUGCACACUAGAAUGUUUACAUUGUAUAUGAAUGUGACAGCUCUGCACAGAUGGCCCAUUCACAUCUGUUGGCUUAUUUAAGGUGGAGUUACUUGCUCUCAUUAAUGUUUAUUUAUUAUGCAUGUCAUUGAAGAAGGCAAGGCACAUUGGUUUACCAAUGUCUGUCACAUUUUUUUCUGCCCUCUUGAAAUGCGGUUGUUCUUAACCGAUCGGUUCACAUUUAAGUUGGUAUAACAAGUCUGCUAAGAUAAACGAUAAGUCAAAUCUCCUCUGAAUAGUUGAAUUAUGAACCAUGAAAUGUCACUUGAAUUGGUUUGUUAAGACUUUUGUGUGCUUAUCCAUAUUUAUCUGGUCAUCAUCUGACUUGGUUUUAAUUUUUGCAGGUUUAUAUAGAAAUUGUCAUUAUCAACUAAACCAGAAAUCGCACAGUUUUCUCUCUUUUUAUCCAACACUAUUGAUCUGACUGUGAACAGAUUUGAUAUUUAGAUUUCUUUUAACCUAGAGCAAAUACCUGUUCUACGUGUUUCACAUGAAUGAUAUGGAACUAAAAUGUGCUUCAUUAUGCAAAAUAUUUGACCAGGGUUGCUCCAGACCAGUGCCUACAGGUCGGAGCUACACUGGACACAUAUGGCAUAAGACACAUAUUGGUCUGGAGCUACACUGGACACAUAUUGCACGAGACCCAUUUAUGCAGGAUGCAGGUCAUAUGAUGUUGUUAGUAUCCUCAUUGUUAUUAUGUAUGAAAAUAAAACUACAAAAUAUGUG
This is a messenger RNA of Dreissena polymorpha, 7096 nucleotides long. RefSeq names its product rab GTPase-binding effector protein 1-like. Gene Ontology annotation, molecular function: GTPase activator activity; metal ion binding; growth factor activity. Bases 128 to 3061 code for a protein of 977 amino acids. The record is from RefSeq and is a predicted model, not a curated record. Gene Ontology annotation, cellular component: intracellular membrane-bounded organelle. Gene Ontology annotation, biological process: endocytosis. The transcript has 21 exons. Lineage: Eukaryota; Metazoa; Mollusca; Bivalvia; Myida; Dreissenidae.